Messenger RNA from Zingiber officinale, 2609 nucleotides. RefSeq lists its product as uncharacterized. Lineage: Eukaryota; Viridiplantae; Streptophyta; Magnoliopsida; Zingiberales; Zingiberaceae. Gene Ontology annotation, molecular function: protein binding. The transcript has 2 exons. The coding region runs from base 1453 to 2415 and encodes 320 amino acids. The record is from RefSeq and is a predicted model, not a curated record.
GUUAGGUUCGACAAAGGUUGCAGCCUUGUCAACACCCCCCAAAUCCUCCCUUGGUGUGUUGGAGAAUUAUUCUAAAUUUAGUUCUAUUUAUGAAAUUAGAUACUCAAAAAACGGUUAACAACUUAAAUGUUUAGAAUAUUUAAGAAUAGAAAUUUGUAAUAUAUAUAUAGUAAUUCACAUAUUGAGUUAUGAGAUGAUUAACCUGAUCACUAGGGUAAAACGGAAAAUACAAAUGAUUAUAUAAUGAUGCGGUGAUGGAGGGAGAUCUAUUUGGCACAGGGUCAAUUGCUAGGUUGGAGGUUAAAAUCAAGCAGGUCAAUGCUUGGAUGUCAAAGGGUCGAAUGGAGGACAAUAACAAGGGUUGGUCAGGUAGGCAGACCUUGACCGGCGGGAGAUAUGUUUGAGCAAACCAUCCAUUUGACUUAGGAUGACACGUAAGGCAAUUGAUGCUUUGUACACAACAGUAAGACGUCAAGGGAGAGUGGAUAACUUGUCUAAACGGGGGAGAAUAUGUUAUUACACAGUCACCACACAGAAGAACCACCUGAGGUCGUCAGAGUGGAGGUCUCCCGGUCAAGCGGCUACCUCGCAAGGCCAAGCGGCGGGACCUGACCGCGGACGGAGCGGAGUCUCGGCUGAGCGACUACCUCGCUUGACCCAACAACAUGACCACUAUAGAAUCUGUCGACAUCCUUUUGGAAAAUAGUACGCUAACACGAGGCAUGGUCGACAGACGAAUCAUACGACGAAAGCUUCUAAUGCCUUGUCAGGGAUAUCCUGUUAAGGUAUGAUGUCAGAGGUAUUUUCUUGACAAGCUCUUUCGAGUAACACAUUGGAGAGCAUGUCAAUGCCUUGAGAAGCGCACACGUCACCCAUCAGAGAUUUAUAUAAAGGGGGUCCAUUACCGGUGGAAGUACGCGUUGUCUACUUUUUACGUACUAUUGUUAUUAUUGCUCUUCUUAUCUCCAUAUUCCGAUGACUAACUUAAACAUCAGGAGGUCAACAUUGAGGACUCAUUUCCUGAACACUAACAUCAUUUGAUUUGUAAAGUGAAAUGAAGUUCACGUCCUGUUAGUGGAACCGUCAUUUUUAAAUUUUUCAAUUUUAUAUUUUUUGGACAGAAUCAUGUAAGUUUUUUUAAACUCCCCAUGUCUUGGUGAGAGAUUUGAAUUUUUGUUGUCUCAGGAUGUUGUUCCACCACUUAUUAACGUUAUAAUAAUUUAUUUUUAGAUUAGGUAAAGAGAGAUAAAUUAUAAGGCAUAGUUGACGUUUGUAAAGAAAAAAAAAUUCUUUUAUAUCCCUAAUAAAAUUGUUUUUUUUUAAACAAUAUUUUUUAAGCCCAUUAGAGGCGUGGCCCGGCCAAGAUGCAGCCUAAAGCGGUGUGGGACGAGCAAAGAACAAAGUUACUAAUCGCCUCUAUGGAGAUCAGAAUCGGAGUUUGAUUUGACUUCGAUGGAGAUCGAAUCGGAAGACGGCGCUACGAUCCCCAUCGAGCGGGACUCGUCGACGGAGAUCGGAAGACGCCCAGGUCUACUAGGGCUCCGCCGUCCCUCGCCCCCAGACUGCACCGUCUCGCGCCGCCACCUGUCGUUGCGACUCGUCGGAGGCGACUCCGAAGACGGGCCGAGGGUUCUAUUCGAGGUCAUCGGGCGAAAUCCCGUCGUAGUUUGUGGCUGCGGCGGCAGGCCGAGGGUUUACAGGAAGUCAGAGAAGGGCGAGCUCAGAGACGGCGACCGGCUGUCUCUUUCUCUCAAAAAUCUCUCCUUCUGGGUUCUGAGGAGGCGGGGAGCUGCGCCGGGAGCCGUGGACCAGAAGGUCGUCGACGCGGUGGCGAGGAGGGAGAAGAGGACUUCAGAGAGGAAGAAGAAUGAAAGAAAAUCAGUGAUCGAAGCAAUCGGAGCCGAAGAAGAAGAUCUGGAACAUGAGCUUGCUGCAUUGGAUGCCUCCCAAAUCGAUCCUGUCAAAGAGUUUGGGUUUUUGGUGAAAGGCCAUGAGUUCGAUCGUUUCCCAAGGCACAAGAUCCGAUCAGUGAAGGACUGGAAUUGGUUCCUCGACCGCGACGAUGAUGAUGAUGAACAUGAAGGAAUUAGGAGGAAUAGGAGUCUCGGGAAGAAGAAGAAGGGCGAUGAUUGUGAGGAUGAGGAGUGGGCAGAUGUUGAAGAUGUUGUCGAAAUGAGGAAUGCUAUUAGGCCUAUGUACUCUACUAGGUCGAACAGAGCAAAGAAGCCUAAGAAACAUGAACAAGAAGAAGAAGAAGAAGAAGAUGAUGAUGAUCAUGAUGACGAUGAUGAAGAAGAAACUUUAGGUGGUUUCAUUGUCGAUGAUGGUGGUGAUGAUGAAGAAGAUGAAGGGGAAUUGGAGGAGGAAGAAGAGGAAGAAGAAUUCGAUGGCGAGGACGAUGAAGAAGAUGAAUGAUCCUGUAAAAUUGGAUGGUGAAGAAAGCAGAAGAGCUGUACCACUAGGAAAAUCUUGAGUUGUUCUUGUCAUCUCAUUACAUGUUGUGUUCGAGUUUGAAUGAUGUGCUUAUUUUUUUUGAAUUUUGUCUCAACUAAUCUAACUAUAACUCAAAGUUGUAAAACCUGUUUUUGUGAUCCAAAAGGUUUCUUUUC